AUGGUUGGGUCAUCAUCAAACCAGCGUAGUAGUAGUGAUGACUUCGUUGAUGAGAUCCCUCAUACGCGUUGUGUGGAACACGCAAUCAUUCAAAAAGGAAAGGGAAAGGAGUUGGUUACCCACGAACAUAUUUGUAAUCAUGAAUCGGACAACGAGCGUGACGAUCACAAGUCUGGUAGCGAUGAUGAAGGUGCGUUCCGGUCCGUGAAUACCAGAUCCACAACCGCCAUCUUUGUGAAGGUUGUGUCUGGUCUGUCCGAUGUGAAAAAACAGGCGGUGCUUGAGAUGGGGUUUGGUCACUUGUUGGACUUGAAGAUAACGUCACUGCCGCCGAAAAUGGGAUUUUAUCUAGUUGAGAAUUUCAACCACCUAGACCGUAAGUUGAGUCUUUAUGGUGGCGAAAAGAUACAUGUGAAUGAGGAUGACGUGUAUGCCGCGUUAGGAUUGCCUCGUGGAUCAAUACACGUAAUGAAUAAACAAAAAAGAGUCGAGUCGAGCAUUCUGAAUGAAUGGAUUGGUUUAUUCAAUGUCUGGAGAACAUCCAAUAUCACUGCAACUAAGAAUGGGAUGGUGAAUUUUCGUAUUGUCCAUCUACUCGAAGAUUUAUCUAAGGUCAUCGACAUGAACUGGUGCUCCUACAUGAUAAGUUGCCUUGUGAACUCAAAAAAGACAUGGGGCGGUAAUGCUAAGACGAAGAAAUACACGGGCCCUUUACUAUUUCUGACGCUAUUAUAUGUGGAUAAAGUAGUGUUGUCGAUCAGAACCGUUCCGAGAUUGUUCCCGACAUUUAGGGCAUGGAGCAAUGAACUACUAAUGGAUAGAGAGCACGCUGAGUUAGAUUCUGGGGCAUUUGGCAGAGGAUUUGUGGAUGUGAAUGUGAGUGUUUUUGACAGUUCCUGUCGUUAUGAUAAGUCGUGCAAAAUAUCCUCCAAGGACGACCCGACACGUGCAUCUGAAAAUUGUGUUCAAAUUACGGAUGAUGCAUUUUGGAACAAUCCAGACACGAUAGCAGCAAUAGAUGCGAUUAUCGACACUGUUGCACGUCGGGAUCAUUUCAGGCAAAUGCAACUAGAAGAUGUACCUAGCUUUAGCUUAGCUUAUUGUGUUACGAACAACAAUGUGGACGAUGCUGGUGCUGGUGUCGUACGGGAUGAUGUUGCAUCCGAUAAUCCUGACGACAUUGAAGUGCAUGGACGCGUGACAGACGUUCACUCAAAUCAUGGAGGUGAUGUCACUGAUGUAAAAAUGAGGCCAAAGAGGCUAACAAAGGCGUCUAGUAUAAUCAAGUCGCCAUUUAAGGAGAGAGUGAUCAAUGUUAAUAAGAAGUUAGAUGGACACGAGAAGAUGGUAAUUAAUUGGGUUUUGAUGAAUCAUUUGUCUUGCGAGUAA
Striga hermonthica is the source of this 1389-nucleotide messenger RNA. Lineage: Eukaryota; Viridiplantae; Streptophyta; Magnoliopsida; Lamiales; Orobanchaceae. The record is from the annotation of a GenBank genome assembly.